AUGCGGUUGGCUCUUAUGAAUGCUGUCUCGCAACCGCCAAUCAUUUUAUUCCAAUCUGUCAAGGUCAAGAUUUAUGAAGGGAAGGUUGUAGUUCAGAAUGUAAUAGAUUGUAGUAAAAUCAUGAUCAAUCCUGAUAUUCCAGAGGCUGUAUGCUUUAUUACUAGAUUGGAUCCUUUGGAGUCAUACUUCAUUGACUCUAUCAUUCUUGGUAAUGGAUUUAUUGUUGCUGAUGUCGAUGAUGAUUUUGUCAAUCUCUCUAUGAAUAGGAGUAUUAAGGAAUUAAGAGAAAAUGAUGCGGAUGGUUUCUUCAAUGUUGUUGCUAAGAUUAAAAGUAUAUGCAACAAUUUUGAUUGGUGGUACUACUCAUGUCCUCAUGAUGAAAUAUCAUCUCUUGGUAGUAGAAUCUCAGUUACUUCUGACAACAUGAAAUCUAUUGAAGUUAAUAUGGAGGCUUUGGGUGCUGCGUAUAACCUUACAAAGCUAAAUGAAGAAUUUUACUUGGAUGCAUCCGAUUUUUUGUACAAAUUGAUAGGAAAAAAAUUGGUAUUCAUGGUUGAUCAUCAGCCCGUUGAGAGUGACACAAUAUGCCCUGCGUAUAAUGUUUUUAAAGUUUCUACACAUGAGUUUAUCUUAAAGCUGAUUGAAAGUGUUGAGAAUCGUGUUUUGAAUGCGUGUGCUAUUAUUUCGGCUUCAAAUAUGGCUUCUAUUGAAGACCAUGUUUCACAUAUUUCUGGUUCAAUAUUAUCUGCUCACAAAUAUGUUCAUGUGGUGAAUGAAAUUAUUUGCAACAAGAGAUUGGCAUCCCCAUACCGUGAUGUACCAAGAUCUACAAAGUAA
Arachis duranensis is the source of this 837-nucleotide messenger RNA. RefSeq lists its product as uncharacterized. The transcript has 8 exons. The record is from RefSeq and is a predicted model, not a curated record. NCBI's taxonomy places the organism in Eukaryota, Viridiplantae, Streptophyta, Magnoliopsida, Fabales, Fabaceae. Bases 1 to 837 code for a protein of 278 amino acids.